AUGGUCACACCCUGCCCCUCCCCCCCACCAACCACUAACCUGCUUGCCUCUGCAUCUGCCUCUCUGCUUUCCACACCUUCUUCGACUCAUCCCCCUCAUACGCGCUCAGCAAAUCUGCAUCCUCCCCUCCUCCUCCGCCCCGCCCCCCUCUCACACCCGCGUUUCGCUGCUCUCCCCCCUCUCCCGCGCACUCCCCAUAUCCCCAUCUGUUACUCUAAAACCCGUGCCCUCCACGUCAAGGCUGCUGCCACGUGGUCCCUGACCACGUCCUCGUCCGGCCUGCUGACGUGGCAGAUUCGCUGUUCCGCCGCCUCCCCUACUUCCGAAAUCACGCCUGUUUCCGCUACCCCGCGCAUCAGAUUCUGCUCCCGCCGCAUUCCCCCCACCCCGCCCUCUCCCCCUUCCGCUAUCCGCGUAAUAGCCGUCAUCUUCCCACCACCCGACCUCCGCUUCCCCGCCACCCCAUCUCCCCUGCUCGCCGACCGAUCUCCCGUGCAACCCGCCCGAGUUCCCGUUCCCGCGGCCCGAUCUCCCAUUUCUGCCGCCCAAUAUCCCCUUCUCGCCUCCUCUCGCCUCCCCGCGCGUGCUCCUCUCGCCUCUCAGCGCGUGCUCCUCUCCCCUCCCAGCGCGUGCUCCUCUCCCCUCCGCGUGCGUGCUCCUCUCCCCUCCGCGUGCGUGCUCCUCUCCCCUCCGCGUGCGUGCUCCUCUCGCCUCCCCGCGAGUGCUCCUCUCCCCUCCCCGUGCGUGCUCCUCUCGUCUCUCCGCGCGUGCUCCUCUCCCCUCCCCGCGCGUGCUCCUCUCCCCUCCGCGUGCGUGCUCCUCUCCCCUCCGCGUGCGUGCUCCUCUCCCCUCCGCGUGCGUGCUCCUCUCGCCUCCCCGCGCGUGCUCCUCUCCCCUCCCCGUGCGUGCUCCUCUCGCCUCCUCGCGCGGCAUCCCCCCUGCACGCCCUCAUUUCCCCCCCUGCACGCCCUCAUUUCCCCCCCUGCACGCCCUCAUUUCCCCCCCUGCAGGCUCUCAUUACCCCCCUUUUAUGCACCCGUUUCCCCUCUGCUCACUCUCUUUCACCCCUCACUCACGCGUUUUCCCCUCUGCUCACUCUCUUUCCCCCACACUCACCCUUUCUCCCCUCUGCCCACUCUGUUUCCCCCGUCACUCACCUUCUUACCGAAUUCUCACUUUUCAUUCACCCCUUUUUCCAAUCCCGCUUCCCCUUUUCCAUCUCUCCUUCAUGCCUCCCACCACCUCUCCCUGCCUUCCUUGCUUCUCUCCUUAUCUCCUUCAUGCCUCCCACCAUCUCGUUUUCCUUCUCAUCUCUUGUGGGCCACAUCACAAGGCCCGUCUGCCCUCUCACACUCUUCCUGCCAUUCUCACUCUCGCAAUCCUCACCGCCGUCCCUUCCUUCCUGUAACCAAUCUCCCCUCCCCCCUUUUCCCUUCCUUCCCUCCACUUCCUCCCCUUCCCUUCCUUCUCUCCCCAUCAUUCCCUCCCCUUCCUCCCCUCCCCUUCAUCCCCAUCCCUGCCCUUUCCUCCCUGCCCUUCCCUUCUCGACCCCGCCCUUCUACGUCACUCCUCGCCUUCUGCCCUCCAGUUCAUGUGCAUGUGCUGCCAUCACUUUUGCCCCAUACAUGCAUCUUAUUAACUCAUGUUUACUCGCUUGUAUUCCCUUUUCACCCUCCGUCCCUUCAAAUCUCCCCUCACUUACUACCCAUCUCCCUGCCUUUCCAUCACACCUCCCUGCCUUCUCAUGGAUUUGAGGCACCAUUGCGACACCAGGUGUCAUACAACCUGUAA
Molecule: messenger RNA, 1791 nt
Organism: Closterium sp. Naga37s-1
Lineage: Eukaryota; Viridiplantae; Streptophyta; Zygnematophyceae; Desmidiales; Closteriaceae
Source: the annotation of a GenBank genome assembly